AUGCCUCACCAAGAGUCGGCUCCUGUGGCCAAGACCAACUCUGCUGACUUCACCAAGCUGUCGUCCAGCCUUCCUUUUGGUCAGCAGGUUUCUCUAUCUUCCAUCUCCGGCCCGACAUAUGUGACUGCCCAGCUUCUCGUCCAGCAGAUCGCAUACAAGUUGUCCGACAAGAUCUUCUCAUACUCUCCCGAGACCUUCGACCUCGAUAUCGCACUCAAGCAAUGGGCCUCCCAGAACGAGAAGAACAUCCACGGAUACUCCACUGAGGUUCUGCCCCUCCAGACCCGAGUCGGUGCUGGUGCGCUCGCCCUGGGUUACAUCUUCUCUCCCGACUUCGAUGUCACCAAGCGCCACAUCCCCCAGUCUCUGGUCGCUCCCUCGGGCAGCCUUCAGCAACUUCGCGGUACUCUCGACCAGCUCUCUCUCCUCUAUGGCGUCUCCAGCCCCUUUGUUGCCCAUGUCGCCGCUCUCGACUACUCCGACAGCAAGGGCUUGGUCUCCAACUACGAUGUUGCUCUUCGCCUUGCUGAGGACCUUGGCCUUGGUCUUGUUGCCAGCACCUCUACCUAUGAGGCUCAACACAUGUCCAUCUUUGCGACUCUCCUGGCUACUCUCCUUCCCACUCUUCACAUCUACGAUGGUGUCCGCGUUGCCCGUGAGACUCUGCGUGUUGUUGAUGCUUUGAGCGAAAACGGUGUUGCUGACCUGUACAGCAAGCUCUCUGCUGAGGCUGGCAAGCUCAACACUCGCCUUGACACUGCCGGCAAAGCUGUUGAGCUUCUCAAGCUUUUCAACGACGAGCUUGGCACCGUUUACCAGCCUUUCGAGUACCACGGCCACGAGUCUCCUGAUGUCGUUCUCGUUGCCUUCGGCAGCGUCGAGUCUCAGGUUUCCAAGGAGGUCCUGGCCAAGCUCUCCGUUGACGGAGCCAAGGUUGGUGUGGUCAAUGUGCGAAUCUAUCGACCUUUCAUUGAGGAGGCUUUCCUCAAUGCUAUCCCUGCCUCUGCCCGCACCAUCGCCGUUCUCGGCCAGGUCAAGGAUGAGCUUGCUGUCGAAGACGAGGCUACCCAGUCUGCUCUCUAUAGCGAUGUUCUGACCGCUGUUACUUUCUCCGGCAAAUUUGACAACGAGCCUGAGGUCCUUGACAUCAAGUACACCCCUGCUCAGUCUUUCACUCCUCAGGGUCUGGUUGGCACUCUGCACAAGAUCUUCAACAACGACGGCGAGGCUAAAAAGCUGCCUUCUCUCGUCCAGGCUCAACAGUUCACCUUCUGGGACCUCGACAGCUCUCCCGCUCUCAACUCCCCCAGUGUGAUUGGCAGCCUCCUCUCCCAGGAGUCUACCUCUAACGUCUAUGUUAACGAGAUCUUUGACAACCUUACCCAGGGUGGUGUUGUCCGCAGUGAUCUACGAUCCUCCAAGAAGGCUCUCGAGGCUCCCUACGACAUUGACGAUGCUGACACCAUCGUCAUUGGUGACGAGAACAUUCUCAAGGAGAUCGAUGUCCUUAAGGGCCUGGCUGAUGGUGGCAAGGUCAUUAUCAAGCUGUCCAACUUCAAGGAUGAUGAGGUUGAGAAGCGUCUUCCUGUUGCUUUCCGAAAGGGUCUCCAGGAGAAGUCCGCUCAUCUUUUUAUCCUCGACUCUACCUACUCUCCUGCUUUUGAGAAGGAUCCUCUCUUCACCAAGCUCCUUCUUGAGCUGUCUUUCCUGAAGGUUGCUCUUCCUGACUACACCCCUGAGAAGAUUGCCAAGCACAUCCUGGCUGAGGGUCACCCUCCUACUCUGGAGGAGUCCAUCGAUGCUGUCGGCCUCUGCCUCCGCCAAUUCGAGGUUCCUGCCACCUGGGCCGAGGUUGAUACUGACUUUGCUGCCCCCAAUCUUCCCGCCACCAUCCAGUCCAACAGCUUCGUUGUUCACGACAAAGAGGAGGCUGAAGAGACAUUCGAGCUCCGUGACUGGCAAGCUGCUGCCAAGUCUCUCGCUUUCAAGGAGGCUUAUGGCACCAAGAACGUUCUGCGCCCUGAGUUGGCUGUCAAGACCUCCACCAUCACCGUCAAGGAGAACCGUCGCCUUACUCCUCAGGAUUACGAUCGAAACAUCUUCCACAUUGAGUUUGAUCUCGGCGACUCUGGUCUUACUUACAAGAUCGGUGAGGCCCUAGGUAUCCAUGCUGAGAACGACGAGGAGGAAGUCGGUCAAUUCAUCGAGUUCUAUGGUCUCAACCCUGCCGAACUGGUCCAGGUCCCUGCUCGUGAGGAUUCUAGCCUUCUCGAGACCCGCACCGUCUUCCAGGCUCUCGUCCAGAACGUCGACAUUCUUGGCAAGCCUCCCAAGCGCUUCUACGAGGCCCUUGCUGAGUUUGCCACUGAUGAGACUGAGAAGCAGAAGCUUGAGGCUCUUGCCAGCCCUACUGGCGCCGAGGACCUGAAGCGCCGCACUGAGGUCGACACAGCUACCUACGUCGACAUUCUUGAGGAGUUCAAGUCUGCUCGCCCUAGCUUCCAGGAGCUUAUCAAGAUUGUCAGCCCCGCGAAGCGCCGAGAGUACUCUAUCGCUUCUGCCCAGGCUGUCACUCCCAACUCGGUGUCUCUGAUGAUUGUCGUUGUCGACUGGGUUGACCCUCGUGGCCGCACCCGUUACGGACAUGCUACCCGUUACCUCAGUCGUCUGCCGGUUGGGGCCAAGGUCACUGCCUCUGUCAAGCCUUCCGUCAUGAAGCUGCCUACCAAGGACACUGCUCCUCUCAUCAUGGCCGGUCUUGGAACGGGCCUCGCUCCCUUCCGUGCCUUUGUCCAGUACCGUGCCAUGCAGAAAGCUCAGGGCAAGGAGAUCGGCUCCAUCCUUCUGUACCUUGGUUCUCGUCACCAGCGUGAGGAGUACCUCUACGGUGAGGAAUGGGAGGCCUACUUGGCUGCCGGUGUUGUCACUCUUAUUGGUUCUGCCUUCUCUCGUGACCAGCCUCAGAAGAUCUACAUUCAGGACCGUAUGCGCCAGACUCUCAAGGAGAUUGCCAAGGCCUACGUUCAGGAUGAAGGCAGCUUCUACCUGUGUGGUCCUACCUGGCCUGUGCCUGACGUGACCAAGGUUCUCGAGGAGGCUAUUGCCCACGAGGCCAAGGCUGCUGGCAAGAAGAUUGAUCCCCGCAAGGAGAUUGAGAAGCUUAAGGAGGAGGGACGAUACGUCCUUGAGGUUUACUAG
Molecule: messenger RNA, 3198 nt
Organism: Fusarium poae
Lineage: Eukaryota; Fungi; Ascomycota; Sordariomycetes; Hypocreales; Nectriaceae
Exons: 1
Coding region: 1-3198 (1065 amino acids)
Cellular component (GO): cytosol
Molecular function (GO): oxidoreductase activity, acting on the aldehyde or oxo group of donors; sulfite reductase (NADPH) activity; flavin adenine dinucleotide binding
Source: RefSeq, a predicted model, not a curated record